Messenger RNA from Daldinia vernicosa, 501 nucleotides. RefSeq lists its product as uncharacterized. The record is from RefSeq and is a predicted model, not a curated record. NCBI's taxonomy places the organism in Eukaryota, Fungi, Ascomycota, Sordariomycetes, Xylariales, Hypoxylaceae. Bases 93 to 389 code for a protein of 98 amino acids. The transcript has 3 exons.
GGUAGUUAAAGCGCACUUUCAGCUGUGCGAUAUGACACUCUGAUAUAUCGUCGUAUCCAUCGUCAAACCCUCCCCCCGCAUAACCUCCUGCAAUGUUUGGCGGCUUCUUACGGCAGAGACGUUGUGCCUUGCAUGUCAGCCAUGCUGCCAUGCCAUGCUCUCUUAUUUGCAUAUGCAGGAUUCUAUGUACGAUAGGCAAUAUAAAUAUAUUUACAAAAUAUAUUUACACAUUUGAUUUAUAUCGACCCCUUUCAUCCCCCCUUUUUUUUUACUUUCUCUCUUUUUCUCUCUUCAAUUUCAACUUCUGCUUACUUACCUUACCUAUUACUAUGUACAUUAGAAUGCAGCCAAGGAAAACCCCCUAUUUCCCAGGAAAAAUCCCCGAUUGAAAAAAUAGGUAAAACCAGACAACCUCCCUCCCUCACCCCGCCCCACCCGAAGACGCGGUCCCUGCGGUCCCUGCUACGGCGCUACGGCAAGGUACCCGAGGUGCGCAAUAUA